This is a messenger RNA of Lotus japonicus, 1708 nucleotides long. RefSeq lists its product as uncharacterized. The coding region runs from base 381 to 698 and encodes 105 amino acids. The record is from RefSeq and is a predicted model, not a curated record. The transcript has 4 exons. Lineage: Eukaryota; Viridiplantae; Streptophyta; Magnoliopsida; Fabales; Fabaceae.
UUCAAGCAACCGCUUCGAAAGCGUAACUGUAAGCCUCAACACGCUUCCUCUUCAUGUGUCUCUGAAAAGUGUUACAGAGAACCUCAAAACGUUUUCUCUUCUGUGGUCUAGAAGUAAAAAGGGGUCAAAUAAGAAACCUAAAGGGGGCCAAAUUUGAGAGGGAGAGAACGAUCAAGAGAGGAAAGACAUGAGAUUCAGAGACCCGAGCGAAAGGAAGAGAAAUCAGUGGUCUGGGAGUGAGCUCGACGGUGGAGAUCGAUACCACUCGCGAAUGCGAUAUCAUUGUCGCAAGGAGCCUCACGUCGCCUUCGCACAAUCAUGCUCCUUCUCCCAUCUUUUUUUUGUGCAUACACCUUUAUCUCUCUCUGCUGAGGGAAUUCAUGCAAUCAGUGUCUGCAGAAUUUAACCGCUCAUGUAUUUGCAUGUGGCCAGAGAAGAAGGACUUGAAGGCUGCUUGGACAUGGAUACUGUCAGCAUACAGUAUGGACAAACAACAAAUAUGCCUUCAGAUUGAGAAAACCAAUGCUUUCAAGAGUGCACCAUGUUUCUUCGUGAGCCUGUUGCUUAGUCCCUUGCAUGUUGUGGCUGCUUUGAGCUGUGAAGAUUGCAAAUUAGAAAGAGUGUGGUCUCAGCUUGCUCAUCAGAAAGUGGUUAAGAUAAGUUUUUUUCUUCUCUACAAUGAUGGCACUCAUGAAUGAGGGUUGUUUGUUCAUCAGAAUGUGGCUGCAAUAGCUAAGGUAAAGCUGUAACAGUUAAAUCUGCAUGCCUGCUUAUAUAGUUCUUUUUAUUGUUGAGGUUUUGAGCAUUAUAGUGUUUGUUAUCUUACAGUUGGUUGGCCCUUGGCAUGACCUCUACAUAGAUCUCUAUGGAAACUUGAUGAUGUUAGAAGAGAAAAACUUCAACAAUUGAUUUCAGAUUUUGAAGUUGCUGUGUUAGUGAUUUUGGUACAAAUAUGUGAUUUUUUCAACAGAGAAGAAAUGUUGCAAUGAUUAGAAAUUUUGCUCUAGAGGAUGACUUAUUCUUUCAAAUUGAAAGUCAAAUAUUCAAGUUCAAGUAACAGAUAAGGACUCUGGGGUGUUGGUUUUAUUUUCUGAUAGUUUUAAAAAUUGUGCCUGGCCUUAUAAAUUGUUUGUUUGUAGGUGUUACGCUGGAGAAAUUUCAAGAAGAAUACACCUAUAGAAUCGAUUCCAAGGAAGAUACCUGAAAAGGGGGAUUGUGCAUUAGAUCACGGAAGCUACUUUAAUUCAAUACUUACCAAUAACUGUUAGAAAUAACAUUCUCAGUUAUGUUUCCUGUUUUUAAUCAUUGCUUAAAGUGUCUUUCAGGGUCAAUUACAAAGGAAAGUGUUUUUAAUAGUCACUUAGAGCAUCUCCAACCCACAAAACCUUAUUUGAUUUCUUAACACACUAUUCAGCACUAUUCAGCACUAUUCCUGUGGGCCCGUACUGCCACAUUAGCCUUAAGGAACUCCUAAAGAACUGAACCAACUUUUACUCCAACCCAUGGUUUCUUAAAUUACUAUUUGAAGGGUCCCACAUGUGUCCCACCAUACAACAUAAAUUAAUAAUAUUUAUUUUCACCCAAUUUAUAUUUAAAAUUUAAUACUAAAUCAAUACUAUAAUUAAAUUUAAUUAUUUCCUUUAAAUUUCCUAAUACUAUAAUUAAAAUUAAUGUUUGGGCUGAAAGUUAAAAAAAAAAACAAUUGGGC